GAUUACCUUUCUUGUCUCCUCUUCUUUACCUUUUACAUAUAAGUAGAGAUCAAAGCUUUUGUUCACACAUCAUUUGUAGACUCUUUUCUCUUUCUCUCUCAUUUGUGUCUUGUCUUGGAAAAAUAUGGCUACUUUUGAGGAAAGCUCUGAUUUGGAUGAUAUACAGAAGCAUCUCUUUGAAGACUUUAUGGUUUCUGAUAGUUUCAUGGGAGAUUUUGACUUUGAUGCUUCUUCUGUCUCGGGACUCUGGUGCAUAGAACCUGUGAUGAAUCAAGUUCCUAAACAAGAACCUGAUUCCUCAUCAGCACAUGAGACUGAUCAGAGUGUUUCGACCAGGAAAAAAACAAAGAGGUCCCAAGAAGAAGAAGAACAGAGGAAAUACAGAGGAGUGAGACGAAGGCCGUGGGGGAAAUUUGCAGCAGAGAUUCGUGAUCCAGCUAAGAAAGGAUCUCGGGUAUGGCUAGGAACCUUUGAGAGCGAUGUUGAUGCUGCAAGAGCCUAUGACUGUGCAGCUUUCAAGCUCAGGGGAAGAAAAGCUGUGCUCAACUUUCCUCUAGACGCUGGCAAAUAUGAAGCUCCGGCGAACUCAGGACGGAAAAGGAAGAGAAGUGAUGUGAAGGAGGAGCUCCAAAGAAGUCAGAGUAAUUCUUCAACAUCUUUAAGUGAUGGAGAAACGACAUGUGAAUGAUGCAUCUAUAUUAUUAAAGUUGAAGUACUUUAAGGAGUUGUUUGGAAACUAGAAUAGGAAUUAAAAAAUUUGGAGUGUUUGGCUAUAGGAUAGCAUGAAAACAUGGAUAGCAUUAAAAAUACAAUUAUGGUUUUUUAGCAAUAUAAAAAGAAAAAUCGAUUUGUAAUCAAUAUCUCAUCAAAUAUAUUCAGUUACCAUAA
This is a messenger RNA of Raphanus sativus (radish), 888 nucleotides long. Its product is annotated as ethylene-responsive transcription factor ERF106. The record is from RefSeq and is a predicted model, not a curated record. The coding region runs from base 125 to 688 and encodes 187 amino acids. NCBI's taxonomy places the organism in Eukaryota, Viridiplantae, Streptophyta, Magnoliopsida, Brassicales, Brassicaceae. Gene Ontology annotation, molecular function: DNA binding; DNA-binding transcription factor activity. The transcript has a single exon. Gene Ontology annotation, biological process: regulation of DNA-templated transcription; ethylene-activated signaling pathway.